AUGGGGUACCAACGCCUCCAGCCUCACAUGAAGACAGCCACUGCGCAGACCAUAGAUGUGCCUGCCGAGUGCAGUAGGUCACACUCGACGGGACUGGCACAACAAAUUCGGUACAUUCCCGUCGAAGAUCCCAGGGAAGGUCUCUCAUACAUGAUGUGCAGCUUCUGCACGACGGACCGCAUUUUCGAGCAGGUCCCUGCCCUCCUGCAACACAUGAGGAGUGGCGAGUGCCCUCUUGGACAAAAGGAGCUGAUGCAGUCGACUUGCUUUGGGGAGCCAGGACGGUCUGGACCAGUUCCUUGGACAGCGGACUCCCGCGAACUAUCUCAGAGGGACAUGGAAGGGCAAUCAGCGCUGUCCGGGCCAAGGCGAAACGAGGCAAGUGAGGGCUUCGCUUUGCGCCGAAAGAUGCUGUCGGAGAUGCGCCUGCUGCAGCCUUUUCGCUAUGCUGAGCUAGCGACCGAACCCGUUGGCCUGCUGAAUCGAUCGGUGCAGGAGCUUUCUAUUCUAGUCCAAGCUGCGCGGAACAGGCCAGAAGGAUCCGGGGAACCUGAGGCCACGCGAUCAAAGGGGCGGGCGCUGGGAAGGCGAAUGGCCAAGGGCCCACAGCGGAGCUUCGUCGAAGCUUUGGCUUCCAGGCUGCGAAGCCAGGGCACAUCCAUGAAAUGCCCUUUCACCUUUGCGCAGUAUCGUGCUUUCUGUGACGUCAGCUCGCAAGCAGCCGCUGAGGCUGAGACUGCACGGGACACUAAAGACGGACGGCGUUUCUUCUUUAAUGUGCUGAAUUGGAUCGAAUUCGCAGUUGCCAUUGUUGGCCUGAUCUCUGUCAUCGUGGAGAUCGAGGUCCCUUUUCAGGUCGCCAAUAUAGACCUGUGCUGCGAGUGCACGGGGCUGAGAGGUGGCAUCAAAGGCCGUAUCAACAAGGGUGUCGACAAGCUCUUCGACCACUUGGUUAGGAAGCAGCUGGUGGAUUUCCUGCUGAUGCCUGCCGAGAACAUGAAGAUCCAACCCUCUUUAGGCAUUCUUCACUUGGAGAAGGCUCAGAUUCGCUCCAAGAGGCUCACCAACCUACACUUACCCCUGAACCUUACUGCUGGCAUCUUUGACAUGGUCCACUUCGAGUUGAAGUUGGGCAAACUUCGGAUGGGCCAUCAUCGCCUCAUGGUCUUCAUGCAGAAUGUGAUCCUGGUCGUUGGGCCCGGUCGCGGCGAGGAGCGUGCCGCCGAUUGGAACUUCGAGGAUGUCUUGGCCUCCAAAAGCAAGACCGUGAAGUUGGCAUGCAAGGCUAUCGAGCCCUUCGCUAAGCCUCGCAAGAAAGACAAAGGCCCAGAGGACAAAGCUGCCCAAGGCAGUGUUCGGCACCAGACACAGGUGGGUUCAAGCUGGAUCCGCCGAAAGCUGACAAAGCUCCUGAGAGACAUUCUCAACAACGGAAUGCAAAUUUGCAUCCACGACUUCGAAAUCCGCUAC
Molecule: messenger RNA, 1470 nt
Organism: Symbiodinium necroappetens
Lineage: Eukaryota; Dinophyceae; Suessiales; Symbiodiniaceae
Source: the annotation of a GenBank genome assembly